Messenger RNA from Yamadazyma jaroonii, 516 nucleotides. Lineage: Eukaryota; Fungi; Ascomycota; Pichiomycetes; Serinales; Debaryomycetaceae. The record is from the annotation of a GenBank genome assembly.
AUGCCAUCCAUCAACCUAGAUGAUUUAACAACCAAUAAUUUGGGGGUUUUCAAGAAAAUUUUUGGUGUAACCUUACCUAUAGAAUACAGUGAAGACUGGUACGCUAAUUCUUUUGAUUCAGAUCAAAUUGUUAAGUUAGCAUUCUAUUCUGAAUUACCAGUGGGUGCUAUGAAAGCUAAAUUAUUAAAUAUUGAAUCAUUCCAAGGUAAUUUCGACAAUUUCAAUACUUCUAAGCUUGUAAGCAAGUCAAUACCCAAUGCAGUAUAUUUAGAAACCUUAUCAGUUUUAGAAAGCUACAGAAAUCUUGGAAUUGGAGAAAAGUUAUUGAAUUACUUGAUUGAAGAAACUACUAAAAGGUUUGUCCAUGAAAUUAUAAUACAUGUUCACGUUGAGAACACCAAAGCUAUUGAUUGGUACAAAAAACAUGGUUUUGUAGAGAAAGAGUUACUCAAAGACUACUAUAAAUCGAAGGGCUUGACUAAUCCUGAUGCAUACAUCCUUUCAUUAAAAGUUUAG